AUGGAGUUAAAGAGCAUACUAGGAUAUCUUCAGAACAAGACCAUUUUGGUUACUGGGGCCACUGGCUUCCUUGCAAUGGUAUUUGUGGAGAAAAUACUGAGAGUUCAACCAGAUGUUAAAAAGAUCUAUCUUCUUUUAAGAGCUUCGGAUACCAACUCAGCCACCGAUCGGAAGUAUAAUGACAUUAUAGGGAAGGAGUUGUUCAGGGUUCUCAAGGAGAUAUUGGGUCCAGAUUUUGAUUCAUUCAUAAUAGAAAAAGUUGUGGCUAUCCCAGGAGAUGUAACUUCUGAAAAUCUAGGAGUGAAAGAAUUCCAAUUGAGAGAAGAAAUGUGCAACGAAAUACAAAUCAUACUUAACUUUGCAUCAACAACUAAUUUUGAUGAAAGAUAUGAUAUUGCGCUAGACGUGAAUACAUUUGGAGUUCUUCAUUUGUUGAGCUUUGCAAAGAAAUGUUUAAAACUAGAGAUGCUUCUCCACAUAUCAACUGCUUACGUGUGUGGUGAAAGGGAAGGACUCAUACCAGAGGACUCAUCUUCAUUUAUGGAUGAGAAAGUUAAAGGUACCACCAAAUUUAAUUUCCAAGUACAGGAAAAGAAGGUUGUAGAGGAGAAAUUGAAUGAACUAAAGGCAGAAGGUGCUUCAGAAGAAAAUAUCAGAAGCACCAUGAAGAAUUUUGGCAUUGAAAGGGCUAAACUUUAUGGAUGGCCAAACACCUAUGUAUUUACAAAGGCAAUGGGAGAAAUAUUUCUUGAGAACUCAAAAGGUAAUCUACCUCUAGUCAUCAUCCGUCCAACUGUGGUUACUAGUACUUAUAAGGAGCCAUUUCCAGGUUGGAUUCAAGGUUUCAGAACCAUUGAUAGCGUUAUUGCUGGUUAUUGCAAAGGAAAACUGACAUGCCUCCUUGCUGAUCCUAUGUCAGUUUUUGAUAUGAUUCCUGUUGACAUGGUGGUAAACUCAAUUAUUUCUGCUAUGGUUGUGAAUGCAAAUCAACCUUCUAUUGUCAUUUACCAUGUGGGAUCCUCAUUUAGAAAGCCUAUACAAUUUUGUGAUAUUCACAAUUUUGUGUACCGACACUUCACCAAAAAUCCGUGGGUUAACAAGGAUGGAAACGCUACUAAAGUUGGCAAUUGUACAAUGUUUAGGACUAUGUCUUCUUUCCGAAUGUACAUGCAAAUUUGCUUCAGGAUACCUUUGCAGGGAUUAAAGUUCGUAAAUAAAGCUUCAGGCCAAUAUUUCGAGGACAUAUAUGUUAACUAUAGUCGGAAACUCACAUUGGUGAUGCGCUUAGUAGAGCUAUACAAACCCUACAUGUUAUUCAAGGGCAUAUUUGAUGACAGUAACUCAAAGGAGCUGCAAAAGUUGACAAGUGAGUGUUACAUAGACGCAAAGGAAUUUAACUUUGAUCCGAAAUGCAUUGAUUGGGAAGACUAUAUUAUGAAUACUCACAUACCUGGCCUCCGAAAGCAUGUUAUGGUCUAAUGAUAACUUGAAGAAUUGUAAUAACCAAUGUACCCUUACGCAUGUGUGAAGUGCAUAUCCUUGUAUCAUUUCCUACCUUAUCGAUUGUGAUGAAGAUCGUCAAUAGCGUUAAGUAAUUAUA
Messenger RNA from Malus domestica (apple), 1600 nucleotides. Lineage: Eukaryota; Viridiplantae; Streptophyta; Magnoliopsida; Rosales; Rosaceae. The record is from RefSeq and is a predicted model, not a curated record.